Molecule: messenger RNA, 5057 nt
Organism: Pungitius pungitius (ninespine stickleback)
Lineage: Eukaryota; Metazoa; Chordata; Actinopteri; Perciformes; Gasterosteidae
Gene: csde1
Product: cold shock domain containing E1, RNA-binding
Exons: 23
Coding region: 983-3631 (882 amino acids)
Molecular function (GO): nucleic acid binding
Source: RefSeq, a predicted model, not a curated record
CCGUUAAACGCGCGUUGGACGUCCCGACGUUGUCAGAUAUCGCGAUAACUGCCUCCCUAAUCACUACGUAAUGUGCCGUGCUGCUUCUAGCGGCGCUGGUGACAGUGCUGAAAGCUGUUGGGUAUGAAGUGAAACGGAACUGAAUUUUUGUACCAUCCGCAACUGCUUCAAGUUCAGAUCACCACAAGGAAACCGAAGACAAACCUUCCCGAAACAAGCAAAAGUUGCAACACUGAAUACGCGUAGAAAAACCAACGGAUCACUUCAAGGGGUUUUAAAAACACACAAAGCAACCAAGUCCUGAAACGACCAAAGAAGACUCCCGUCGGCCCAAUUGAAACAUACAAGAGAAGCAAUCCUGCGCCCACGCAUAUUCUGAGAAGACUUAACUGAUCUGAAACCAGAAGUUUGUGCCUACUCAACAGCUUUGAAAAAGCACACGUCCCAACGCUGCUCCUAGCCCCCCUCAUCCUCACCACACCACCGACUCACCACCGGGGUGUGGAGUGGGCUGCUAUAUGCUAGUUUUAUUUCCCUCCCCAUAGUUUCCUCGCCAUCUUUCCCCUUUUCUCUACUCCUGUUUUUUGUUGUUCUUCUUUUGUAAGCGGUGUUAUUGCACCUGCUGUUGCCUUCUUUUGUGUUUUAGGCGCUAGAUAUCACCACCCCCCCCCCCCCCCCCCUUUUGCUUUAUGCAACCAUCUAGACCUUGUGCCAGAAACCUGUAACAAGUGCGUGUGUUUGCGUGUGUAUGUGUGUUACACUGUCUGACGAGAUCUGCAGGAACUGCCUAGACAUCGAGACCCAGAGAAUUUCAAGAUUCGGACAGACAACAAAGACAACAAAUAAAGACAUCCAGCGGUGUGUCAUUGGGUGGUUACAUUAAAACAAAAAACAGAAAUAGCGCUUCACAAGCAAAAACAAACAAAUAUUUGCACAAGAGAUCACGUGCUUGAGCAAGUUUGGUCAGAGUUUAUGGGAAAAUAUGGGCAGCCCCUGGAAAGGCUUUGUUGAGUUUACCUUGCCUGCGUCGCCACCCACCGCGUUCGUUAGCGCUGACCUGAGCAGCACCUCCCCCGUCGGACUCAGCCUGUCGCCAUAUGGCCGAUCCAUGAGUUUUGACCCAGGCAUGCUCCAUAACAAUGGGCACACUGCGUACGCUAAUGGCACGGGGCCUGGCAUCCGAGAGACUGGUUUGGUGGAGAAGCUACUGACGUCGUACGGGUUCAUUCAGUGCUCGGAGCGUCAGGCUCGGCUCUUUUUCCACUGCUCUCAGUACAAUGGCAACCUGCAAGAGCUUAAAAUAGGAGAUGAUGUAGAGUUUGAGGUAUCCUCUGACAGGCGCACUGGCAAGCCCAUAGCAGUGAAGCUGCUAAAGAUAAAGCCAGAGGUGCUGCCAGAGGAGCGCAUCUCGGGCCAGGUGGGGCCAGACCUGCACGCCUAUCCCUUUACUGUGCUGCAUGGUUAUAUUCAUCCAGUUGUCUCGUCAAUCCCUGUCCACUUGGACGGAAAGUCUGCGCCCGGUCAGGCGCCCACUGGCAGCGUUUGUUACGAAAGAAACGGGGAGGUUUUCUACCUUACCUACACGCCCGAUGACGUGGAGGGGAAUAUCCACCUGGACACAGGCGACAAAGUCAGCUUCUACAUGGACACCAACAAGCAGCAUUUCAGUACUGGUGCAGUGAGCGCUCGUAAUAUUCAACUUGUGAAGAAAAAGCAAAUGAGGUGCCAGGGUGUGGUGUGUGCUACAAAGGAGGCCUUUGGGUUCAUUGAGCGUGCCGAUGUGGUGAAGGAGAUCUUCUUCCACUAUAGCGAGUUCAAAGGUGAUCUUGAGGCUCUGCAGGCUGGUGACGACGUCGAGUUCACCAUCAAGGACAGAAAUGGAAAAGAGGUGGCCACCGAGGUGAGGCUGCUCCCCCAGGGGACAGUAAUCUUCGAGGACAUCAGCAUUGAGCAGUUUGAGGGAACAGUCGUGAAGGUCAUUCCCAAGGUCCCCACCAAAAACCAGAAUGAUCCCCUACCAGGCCGGAUCAGUUCCCGAAUCGGUUUCAACGACAAGGAGCUGCCGUUCGGCGAGAAGGACACAAAGUCCAAAGUGACCCUCCUGGAGGGCGACCACAUUCAGUUCAACAUCUCCACCGACCGCAGGGACAAGCUGGAGAGGGCCACCAACAUCGACGUCCUCCCCGACACUUUCGACUUCACCAAGGAGACCCGUGAAAUGGGCGUGAUCGCUGCUAUACGAGACGGCUUUGGCUUUAUCAAGUGCGUGGAUCGGGACGCCAGGAUGUUCUUCCACUUCAGUGAAGUCCUGGAGGAAAGCCAGCUGCACAUCUCAGAUGAAGUGGAGUUCACUGUUGUGCCCGUAGGUCCUGUUUAUAAGCUUUUCACAAAAGACAUGCUGUCUGCUCAGAGGAACCACGCGGUGCGCAUCAAGAAGCUGCCCAAGGGCUCGGUGUCCUUCAAUACGCAGUCUGAGCAGCGCUUCAUGGGUGUGGUGGAGAAGGAAGUUGUGGCAACCAACGCCAAGAACGCGAGUCCCACCAAGGCCAAGGAAAAGAAAAAAGACAAGGCCAAGGUUGUAGAUAAGGAGUCCGAGGAAGGAGUGAUUGCAUAUGAAGACUGCGGAGUGAAGCUCACGGUGCCGUACCAUAACAAGGACAUAGAGGGGGGAGGAUACCCACAGGCUGGAGACAAGGUGGAGUUCUCCAUCAACGAGGUGAAGCGCACUGGCCUGCAGAGCGCCGUGUCCGUCAGGGUCCUCAACCGCAAUGCCUCAAACGGCAAGCGACUGCUCGGAUUUGUCGCCACGCUCAAGGACAACUUUGGCUUCAUUGAGACUGCAAAUCACGACCAGGAGAUUUUCUUCCACUACAGUGAAAUGUGUGGCGACUUGGAGAAUUUGGAGCUGGGCGACACGGUGGAGUACACACUCUCUAAGGGAAAAGGAAACAAAGUCAGUGCUGAGAAGGUUACCAAAGUGGCUGCAGUGAAUGGCAUUAGCGAGGAAGUUGAAGCAACGGUGAUGAUUGGAAAGGUCAUCCGUCCCUUGCGUAGUGUGGACCCCUCCCAGACGGAAUACCAAGGGCUCAUUGAAAUAACAGAGGAGGGUGCAACGAAAGGCCCCAACUACCCCUUUGGAAUCAUGGGCAUGUCGAACAAGGCCGAUUGUCUGCAGAAAGGAGAACUGGUGAAGUUUCACGUUUGCACCAUAGCCCAAACUGGACAGAAGAUGGCCUCCAACGUGGUCCCUCAGCGCAGAGCGAUGGUGGAGUGUGUCAAAGACCAGUUUGGCUUCAUCACAUAUGAAGUUGGUGAGAGCAAGAAGCUGUUCUUCCAUGUAAAAGAGGUGCAAGACGGCCUAGAGCUCCAGACCGGGGAUGAGGUGGAGUUCUCAGUCGUCCUCAAUCAACGCACAGGGAAAUGUAGUGCCUGCAACGUACGCAGAGUCAGUGAGGGGCCGAAACCAGUGGCAACCCCGCGCCCGGAUCGACUGGUGAACCGGCUGAAGAGCAUCACCCUCGACGACGCCAGCGCUCCUCGCCUGGUGAUCGUGAGACAGCCCCGUGGUCCUGACAAUUCAAAGGGCUUUAAUGUGGAGCGCAAGACUCGCCAGCCCGGCGUCAUUGACUGAGCAAUACACAGCCCCGUCCUGCUUGCCAUCAGUGGGACGGUGUUCCAACGUGUGACCGCAGGGGGAUAGGGGACAUUUUGAUUUGACACAUGCUUGCGUGCACACACUCGCACACACACUGUAAUUGGCUAUCGGCAUGUGUAAUCUUUGUCCCCUACGAUACCUGCGAGGGAACUUUUUCUCAUUCCAGUUCCCUGUCUCCCAUGUACGAUGUACUUGAUAUGGAGUUCUACACUGCAAUGUCCACAGUCUCCGGGUGUGUGUGAUGUAUUCUAGAAGAUAUUAUAGUUUGUACCGCAGGUAUUUGUUUUUGAGGGUCUCGUCCUUCUAAAUCAGAGUGAUGACUGUGUGGCUGUCUACGUCCCGAUAAUUUUGAAUCUGCUUUUUUUUCUUUUUUCUUCUGGAAUUCUGCACCUGUUGUCUGUCCUGUAGUUUGCCUGGUGCUGUCUUUGAGCGUCUUGGCCAUUUCUUUUCUUUUUUUCCGCUCAUAUUUUUGCUCCUUUACCCAUGGAAACAAAUGGUUUCAUUGUCACGUUUCCACUAUUGUAUGCUUUUCUACAAGACACAUAAAGCAAAAGUUCCCUCCAUAAGGAGGAUCAUAUUUCUCAUGUGCGAGCUUAAACUGAAGAUUCUUCUCUGCUCGUUUUUUUGAGCAGUUUUUAAAUACUUUAUUGAAGAGCUGAAGUGAAAGCAUGGUGUGCGUGUGAUGUUGGUGUGUACGAAUGUCAAUGUAGUUAAUGUAAUGGGAUUUACUUUUACUAAUUUGGAGCCUUUAAAUACCUUUUCGGUAUUCACUUUCUCCACAGCAAUCUUUCCCAGGUGCAGAAUUCCAUGUGGCAUCUUAUAUCUGCAAUUCUUUUAUACAUUUUUUUUCAUGCACAUAUUUUUGCUUUUUUCCAUCUGCUAGUAUUGAAUUAAGUAAGAAUAAGGUGCCUAAAAAAAUACAAGCAAAAUAAAAUGGAAAAAAAAAGAAUAAACAAAAUGAGUAUCUUCUGUUCCCAGCCAACCACCAAAACAUUAUGAACAAUCUUACGGUGGCUUUCUUUUCUAGUAAGAAAUAAUACUGAUAUGCAUCCCAAACCUAUGGGUUGAACUAUACUGUAUGUAAUGUGUGCUUUUUUUUUUUUUUUUUGCUUAAUGAAAUUUAUUUGACUUCAAAUAUAACAAAACAAAUUUAACUUAAAGAAUGAGGAAGGUAAAAUAUUAGAAAUUCAGUUCAUUAAAGAAGCGUUAAGAAUCAGGAUAAGUUAUUUAGCGCUGGUGAAAUGGUGGGUGAGCUCGUUGGGCUCUGCACAUUGCGUUGCGGUCAAAAAAAUAAUUUCAAUUUUGGCGAUCAGUGUUUCAGUUAAACCACUAACAGAGGUUCUCAUGUACUUUUGUUAAUGGUCUUGAAUGAAACGAUUGAAUUAAAGUUUUAUGAAAAUCA